Marchantia polymorpha subsp. ruderalis is the source of this 5196-nucleotide messenger RNA. The record is from the annotation of a GenBank genome assembly. Lineage: Eukaryota; Viridiplantae; Streptophyta; Marchantiopsida; Marchantiales; Marchantiaceae.
UGCACACAGUGUAUAGAGUCAAACAAGGCAAGGUUGACUGUAUCGCAUGUGAAUUUCCCGGCACAGACAGGAAGCGUCAUGUUUUGCUAAACCACAUUACACCCUGGUGGGACCGAUGUUUCGUAGUGAUUCCCUCUGUGAGUACGGGACAUUGGAGACAACACACAGACAUGUAAAUGUGCAGCACUGUGGUGUCACACGAAUGAGGACCAGGCUUCCUAAACCGGGCCCACCCAUUGGCAUUCAGCGCUUGACUAUAUUGGCUCCAGGGUUGGGGAAUGCAAUGAUCUCUGUGGUACAGAACUGGGUCUGCUGUCAGUCACUAGCUUGCUUUCAGAAGUCCUUCGCUGAGAGAUAGAAUUCACUCACCCCUCGCGUUCUGGCAUCGGCUGAACUUUACCGACAGCUAACGAAAACGUGUGCAUAGUGCCGCGAGAGGUGAACCAUGUCGUUAUGACUUUCGAUUGCUCCGCAAUAGUUUCAAGGGAGGGACUAACCUACUGUCGCUCGCUCCCGUCUGUUACCAGAACUUUGCAGAUGAUGAGAGCUGCUGUAGACCUUGGCUUUACAUCUUCACAACCGCAGGUUGCCGAAAUGAGGCAAUUGUCCAAACUGCCCUGCAAUCUGGAUUUUUUUCUCAAACCAAGCAAUCCCUUUGGUCAACACUGACGACUAUUUCAAUAUCGUCUGUAAAGUUGAACUGACCAAUUGACAGAUUUGUCUAAAUGCUCUUCACAGACUCCUCAAGAGUUUCACAGCCUCUCGUAGCAUAGCUGACUUGAUCGCAGAUAACCUCUAGUCUCCGAUAUGAUUAAGGAAUGUAUAUAUAUAUACAAACGUAUAUACUUAUAUAUUUCUCUCUCUCUCAACAACGCUUGGAUUUUAUUCAGCUUUUCCUCGAUGGAAAAUGUGACCUGGAGCAGGAGUUGCAACACAAUGGGGCGCAGGAUGGAACAGGUCCGAUUUAGACGCUAGAAUUGAUUAUCUUCAGGGAUGCCAGUGGGAAAAUUGACAAGUUGAGAAGAUGAAUGGUUCCUUCUGUUUUUCUGCCUCGUCCGAACGAGAGAAGACUAAGCUCUGUGAAAUAUUAGUCUUGAAAGGAAUUCCAUGAGUUUAAAUGUCUGGCAGUAAAGGUGGGUGCCAGAAGAUAUCCACAAAAGAGUUUUGGUUUGUGUUCUGACGCUCGAGAAAAAGGUGACGGUCUGUUACGAGAUAAAGGCGAGGAUGCAACCUGGGGAUGUGCUGCGGGUUUGUUUACUUUCUAUUAUCUUCGGUUUUAUCUUGGUGAAUGGUGAUGAAGGGAGUGACUUUCUGGAUUACAAAGAAGAACAGGCGCGUCGUAUUGCAGAAUCAGCAAUCGCCAAUUACUACAAGAAAUGCGAACUUGUUGGAACAUGCUCUGAGUCAUGUACCAGAGGCGGUUGCAGUCCGCGUUUGGACGAUUAUCUUCAAUGCACAAGCAUUUUGGAAAACAAACGAUGUUCAGAUACACCUUGCAACAACAUUCUUGUGAAUUUCAACCGAAGCUACGUAAGGUAUCCCAGGUAUGACUACACACCAUCUUCUGUGGAAUCGGUAUCAUCGGAAAUGCGCGACUCAAUAUGCAGUCAGCGAAUGCUCGACCCAUUGUUUUUGAAUCUCCUCGAGGAACAAAAAGAGAAGAAUGAGAAGAACUCCGAGGAUUACUACUUCAACUUUUACUUCGGAUCAAUCGACGGAACCUUUCGGUUUUAUCCUGGAUUGGAGGUCCAAGACUGUUAUGGAUACGAUCCGCGAAUACGACCAUGGUACAAUGGAGCCAUUUCGGUAAAGAAGGACAUUGUCGUGCUGCUGGACACGGGUGCUUCGAUGAAUGACAUCCAGGGCUACACCAUCGCUAUUUCAUCCAGAGAAAUAGCCGGAAUAUUGGCGAAAGACCUUCUCAAGACCCUUACAGCGAACGAUCGAGCCACGGUAAUGGGUUUCGACUCAAAUCAGACGAGUUUACUCAGCCAGAUUGACGUGCAAGGUACAGGAUUGAAUAUCUCCGAUUCUAAGUUUCAAGAUCAGCUGUUGCGCAUCAAUGAAACGACGGUUACACCUCCUUCCGGCCCUUCAAACUACACUGCAGGAUUGAUGAAGGCCGUCUCUACUUUCAGAGAUGCUUCUAACUCAUCGGAUGAUCUUAAGAUAAUUGUCCUAUUCACAGAUGGCAAAUCGACUGAUUUAUCUGAAGCUCAGCUAGCGACGGUUCUCGAGGAGUUCACGAAAAAGUCCAUCAGAUUGUUCAUUUACGAAAUUUCGGACAAGCCAGGUCUUCUAAAUGCGACUGCCUGUAUAUUACAGGCUUAUCAUCAAAACCUUGAUCCUAUCAAUGUUGUGCAGAACCCCCUCUACUCGCUGGAGACGUACUUCACGUUCUUGGCUGAUUCAAACGUACAGUCAGAGGGUUCGACCAAAGCCUUUUGGCAGAAAGUUUACGUUGAUUACGGAAAUCUCGGUGACAUUAUCACUGUUGCCUAUCCUGCCAUGUCAUCCGACGGACAUCUGAUUGGAGUCGCUGGAAUUGAUAUCCAAACCAACGGCCUAGAUGCAAUCCUCAAGAAAUCGAUAGAAGGAAGUUUGGGCGACAGAAGAAGCCAGAUUUCUGUUAACAAUAAGGGUGUAAAUUUUGAGAAUUGCACAGCGGUGACCAAAGGUCGUAAUGACUCAUGUGAAAGUGGCGUUUCGGCCCCUUUAUGUGUCCAAGACGAUACCAGAAGCAGCUACAAGGACUUGAUUUGUUGCGGCGAAUGUGCGCUUGAUGAGAACGGGGACUCUCAAGGAGUCGUCAUACCGGUGGUUGUCUCUCUUUUCUCGCUUUUGGCCUUGUCCGGAGGUGGACUUUUCCUUUACUUCAGGUUCUACAGGCCUCGGAGGAAGCAACCCUCUCUGGUAGACAUUGUCAAGGUUCCAAAAUUUUCUUACGAAACCCUCUCUCUGGCUACGAACAGAUUCAGCGAGUCGAAUCAACUUGGCCAUGGCACAUAUGGUGUAGUGUACAUAGGAACCUUGGAAACUGGGCUCAGAGUGGCCGUCAAGAAGCUGCACUUUAAGCCUGAUCAUGACUUCAAAGAUUUUGAAGCAGAGAUUAGGGUUUUAGCUACAGCAAAUCAUAACAAUCUAGUGGCACUCCAGGGCUUCUGUGUUGACCAGCAUUACAUCUUGGUUUAUGAACUCGUGGAGAAUGGAGAUCUAGACGACUGGCUGUUUGAAAAGCCAUUGAAAUCGGGCAAGGUGCUACCAUGGUCUCAGCGAGUAAAAAUUGCUAGAGGAACGGCAAAAGGCCUGGCGUAUCUUCAUGAAGAACUCCAGAACCAGCAAAAGGUAUGUCACUCAGACAUAAAGCCUGCCAACAUUCUUUUGGACAAUGAUUUCAACCCGAAGGUGGCAGACUUCGGAAUGGCAAAGCUGUACGACGGUGGCACUGAUUUGUAUGCCAACGGUGGAACUCUGGGAUAUAUGGCUCCUGAGGUUCUCAAUGGGGCAAUCGCAAGUACCACAACCGAUGUGUACAGCUAUGGGAUAGUGCUGUUAGAGAUGGUGACUGGGCGCAGGUUUUCAGAGUUCAAGACUCAAAAUCUUCGUCAUUGGGCAAAUACAAAAGUCGCGGAUGGGCAGGAAAGAAACCUUGUGGAUCCAAACUUGAAGGGUCUUGAAGAAGCUGACCAUGCCAUGGCCAAGACCUUACUUGGCAUCGCACUCCGCUGCACAACAAUCGAUCCAGACUCUAGACCUCAUAUGAGUGCUGUGGUGAAGAUGAUAGAGGGUUAUCUUCCAAUACCACCACUUAUACUGAAUGAACAACCUGACAAAGUGAGUCUAUCCUCUGAGUCUACCAGUCAAACUGGAGAAUCGUUUCGCUGGGAAGGAUCUUGGACCAUGUCUCAAGCAAUCUAUCGAUUCCAAGGCAAGGGAAAAGGAGGGAAACCAUCAGGGUAGUUAUCUCAAGUUCUCAAGCAACUAGGUGUGAUUGUCAACUAGUUUGCUCCCGUGUGGAAUGGAUGUCUCAAAUGCUCAGGCCCACUACACUCAGGGAGUACUGAUCCGCCUACAACAAUGCAGAUGGAAUAUCCCAGUUCAGACUUCCCAGGAUCGUCCUUAAUAGCGUAAUUUAUUGUACAAAAUAGACACCCAUCAGAGUAGAACUAGAAACAGUAGCGAAUCGGACAGACUGGCUGGUUAGUCAUUCAGUUUAUCAACGAUUACCUGCCUAUGUGGAUCCAAGCGGGAUCAUGGUUUCGGUCGAGACCAUAAACUCUUGCUGGCAGUCCCCUGCUCCUUUGAGCAUUGUAAAUCUACGACCCUUUGACGCUUAAUCUGAAGACAGAACAACUACUUCGUGACCAGGAUUCUUGAUGUUUACGACCACCCGAGACUUUUGCGCUUCUUGUGCUGGAUAAGGUCAUUCCUGAUCCUAGCCGCGCGAAUAAGAUGCUGUAAUUUCUUGGGUUCUCAGCUCGAGAGGUUGUAUUGCUAUCAGCUCACUGCGACUUUUCGACUAGCCCCACAGGUCCCUCUGAUAAGCAUCAAUAUCCCCACAGAGAGUGGAUGCAAAGGAGGUUCUCAGCCACAUUCAUCUGCCAUGAUAGAAAAGUCUCAGGCAACAGUAAGUGAAAGCCUUCACUCUACUAUCGCACAGUACCACUAUUUUCAUGAUCAAAUUAUCACGCGUGACCCAGUACAGGCAAGGAGUUGUGACGUUGUACAUUUACACAUGGGGAAUGUUCCUUGUGUAAUUCCAAUAUACACAGCGUGGAAUUUGAUAAUAUUAGAUAAAAAAUAUGGCCAAUCUUUGUACAGGUCAAAGUCCUUUAGCAAAGGCGUUGAACCGCAAACAUAGAACCAGAUUGUAGAAAUUCAGAUUCGGAUUCUAUGUAUCGUACUAGACGAUAUGGGUACCUUGUCCAUAAUAUUUGUUUAUCUGUUGUAGGCAUCAGCAGGAGAAAUCAUAAUGAUAGCAAUCUCAUAUGAAUUACUCUCCUACUCAAAGCUUUUGACAUAGAAUGCUAAGGUAUCUCAGUUGCAGUACAACUUAUCAUGCGUUGUGAUGCUUAUCAUAGCAUAUAUACCGAAUUGGUUUCAUCUGAAUACCAAUUGAUCGUGUCUUCGCAUCCAUUUCUUAUAUUUCUUAGUUGAUGGUCCUAUAUAUAGUUUUCUAGACCUCCGUACUUUCCC